Daucus carota subsp. sativus is the source of this 1315-nucleotide messenger RNA. RefSeq names its product probable helicase MAGATAMA 3. NCBI's taxonomy places the organism in Eukaryota, Viridiplantae, Streptophyta, Magnoliopsida, Apiales, Apiaceae. The coding region runs from base 707 to 1126 and encodes 139 amino acids. The record is from RefSeq and is a predicted model, not a curated record. The transcript has 4 exons.
CCUAAUGAUGUCACAUUGAACAUGCUUUUCUGCGGUUGUUUACAGAAUAAGAAUUACUAUGAAGCAGGUGUACUCCUAGAUGAAAUGCUUGGUCAUCGGUUUGCAGCAGAUGCAUCUAUGGCAUCUGCGUUACUGUACUUAAUUGAAGUGCAUGAACCGGAUGCUGCUCUCCUUGCCUUGCGUGAGAAGUACUUUCCAUAGGUGUGACAAGGAAAGAGAGGGCCUUGCCUUUCUCUGUACUUCACGCUUCUCUAGUUGAGAUGCUGCUACUAAUUCUGCCAUACUUCCUCUCCAACUCUUUGCUACUUGAAUAACAUGUAAUUUUAUUUAUACCAGUAAGUAUCAUUAUUUUCUCCAGUCAUUCAAGUAUCAACUUGAAUCGUUCAUAUUAGCAAAUAUGGCUAGUUACAACAAAGUAGCUAACAAUUACCGCUUCCACAUGGUGGGGGCUGGAGCCCCCUAAAUUUUACUAAUUUUAAUCAACAGGAUGAUUGAUAGGAGGCUCUGCAAAAGAUUUAUGGUUAUUUGAUUUGCUAACAAAUUUAUUCUUUUUAUAAAAAAUUUACUAUUCAUUGGUUGAGAUUAAUAUGGCUCUAUAUACGCCUUGAGAUUUUAUUUGAAUUUAUAAUCACCGGAUGCAUCUUGCGCAUUACUUGUUUUCCUCGUUCUAAAAGUUGUAAAUUUUGUUAAAUGUAUCCUGUUCCUAAUGCAGGGAAGAGAAAAAGAUGUUGUUGUAUUUUCAUGUGUCAGGGGAAGCAAAGAUAAAGGCAUCGGAUUUUCUGCUGAUUCUCCGAGAAUGAAUGUUACCAGAGCAAGGUCUUCUGUUUGGGUUGUGGGUUCUGCUUCAACUUUGAGAAAAGACGAGCACUGGAAAAAUCUCAUCAAGAGUGCAGAAAAGAGGAAUGCUCUUUAUAAGGUUUCGAAGCCGUAUGCUGAUUUUUUCAGUGACGCAAACAUUGCAUCUAUGGAGAUUAAGAAGACCGUGCCAGAACUGCAGGAAGUCCCUAAUGAUGAUAUUGGUUUCGACAUGGCUAUAGAUGUUAAUGUCGAUGAUGGACCAGCAGAUGUUCAAGAUUGGGGUGGGGGAGAUGCAGAAGGGUUUGACGGAGCUGGAGAUGAUGACUAACUUGGGAUCAAGAUUGGGGUGGUGGAGAUGCAGAAGUGUUCGACGGAGCGGGAGAUGAUGACUAACUUGGGUAUAGCAAUGUGUCCUGGUUCACUCUGUUGCUGCUAUAGUAAAAACAUUUUGUAUAUUAUAAAAUCAACAAUGCUCAUGCAAAUUUAUCAACCCAAUUAUUUUUAUUAUUUAGUUAUA